AUAAGGCCGCGGGUGCAGAGAUCGCGUUCAAACCAAUUGACGAAACUCGCGACGGCCGGAUCACGACGCCCGGAUCACGACGUCCACCACUCCAGGCUUUGACCGCGACCCUGAGCCAAGCGCGUUGCCAUGUUACAAUUGACCAGACAAGCACGCAGCGCUUGGAAGACUGGGUUCAUCUGCACAUCAUGCCGCGCGCUGCUCGCCAGCGGCGCCACGAGGCUGCCGGGAGCCGUCGCCAGAUUGUGUGCAGCACGCCAUUACUCGUCGCCGCCUGACCAGCACCCGCCGCCGCCGCCGCCAUCACCACCACCACCAACACCGCCGUCGCAGCAGGAGCAGCAGCAGCAAAAGGAUACACAGACCGCCGAACAGCAGACCGCGGAGCAAGCUAAGACACCCAAGCGAUCAAAGCCGAGCAAGCGUCAGCGGAAGCGGAAAGCUCGGCGAUCAAGAGCUUCGUCCGCUUCGGCAUCAGCAUCAUCACCGACGACGACGCACCAGCUCUGGCGAGAGACCCUCAAUGUGCUGAAGGAGAUCAAGGCCGACCAGCGCCAAUCGACUCCCCAGACCAAAGAUGCCCACGCCGGCACCGAAACAGAGACACCACAAACAGCUCCCGCUUCCGGCUCCAGCUCGGAGGAGAAGCCUGGGAAAGGGAAGGGUUCAUCAUCAUCAUCACCACAGGAUGAGAAGACGCUGGAGGGUGCCCUCGUCAUGCUGAAGAAGGUUCUCCGCCAGGAGCUGCGGGAUGAUGCUCAGUUGGUCAAACAGACGGCGGAGCAUGCGCCGUGCGAGAAAGCCCCGGCCGCUGCGCCAAAGGAGGCGAAGACAGCAACUACAAAACGGCAAAAGAGCUUAGCUGAGGCGUUGGGCUUCGCCAAGGCAAAGGCAGAAGCUAAGGCAGAAGCAAAGGCGGACGCAGAACCAGCCGAGCCCGCCGCCGAGAAGCCGGCCAAGAAGCCGACACAGGAGCCAGCAAAGCCAGCAGAGAAACUGUCUGCGAAAGCUUCCUCUAAGACGCCCAAGUCCACGUCCAAAUCCAAGCCUGCAGCCUCGUCGUCGAAAGCUUCCAAGACCUUGUCCUCCCUCACCCCGCUCUCCGCCGUUGCAAGGCAUGCGAAGAGGAAGGGCAAGGGAACAACGGGAUUCGUGGUCAACCGCAUCGACGCGGCCAAGAUCGAGUUGACGCCUAUAGAGAAGGAACAACCACCCGUGCCCAGAUUAGCCUAUGGCCUGGACCGCGUGCUCUUCAACCCCGGCGUCUACCAUAUCCGCGACCCUCGUUCCCGCGUCUUCAAUUUCGAUCCCUACCUAGAGCGCAUCAUGCCCAUCAAGGAGUUCGAUUUCGAGGCCAUCAAGCAGUACGUCACGUCUUCCAAGGACAUGACCCUCAUCAAGACGGCCGCCGAGCACCAGAAGAAGUACACGGGCUCCACCUCGAGCAUGACUUCCACCUUGGCCCAUUUCCACUACCUUCUCUCGGCCUGGAGGCCCAUCAACCCCUGCAUGCUGUCAAAGAACUUCGAGAUUGACUCGUAUCGCUUCACGCGCAUCAUGCGCGCUCCGGCCGCCACAUUCCUCCACUGGAAGGACGGCACUUACGCUAUCGACGCCGACAAGGAGUUCGACACCGCAAACAUCCUCAGUAUGCUGGGCAAGUCCAUGGAGAAAUUCCUGACGUUGCCCAAGCAAGAGUUCGAAAAGUACCGCAAAAUAAACUCGGACCAGCUGACCGAGGAGGAGCGGAACGGGCCGGAGUCGUACCAUUACACCACCCUGGGCGACUUUUUGAUGCGAUCCCAGCUCGACGCCUACGAUCCCCGGCUCCCGGGCACCGGCAUGUUCGACCUCAAGACGAGAGCCGUCAUCUCCAUCCGCAUGGAUGCCCAAGACUUCCACAAGGGCUUGGGCUACGAGAUCCGUACCCGCUUCGGCAACUGGGAGUCGUUCGAGCGCGAGUAUUAUGACAUGAUCCGCUCCGCCUUCCUGAAGUACUCGCUCCAGGUCCGCAUGGGCCGCAUGGACGGCAUCUUCGUCGCCUACCACAACACGGAGCGCAUCUUUGGCUUCCAGUACAUUCCCCUCCAGGAAAUGGACCUUUCGCUGCACGGCCAGGAGAACACGACACUGGGCGACCGCGAGUUCAAGCUGAGCGUCUACCUGCUCAACAAGGUGCUGGACAAGGUGACCAAGAAGUACCCGGGCCGUUCACUGCGCCUCCACUUCGAGACGAGAGGCGAAGAGACUCCGUUCAUGUACAUCUUUGCCAAACCCGUCACCCCGAGGGAGAUCGAGGAGAUCCAGGGAGCCACGCGAGCCAAGGUCGAAGAGUUCGAGCGCCAGAUGAUGGGAGUCGUCGAAGAGGCGCGCGCGCUGGACGAGGAGGACGGCGGAGAGGAGUCCCUGGACGACGCCGAAGAGCAUGACAUGGACGAGAGCGACGGCGAGGAGAUCACGAGCUCUGCCGCCUGGGAAGAGGUGAUGCUCAAAGUGGAGGACGAGCUGGAGGAUGAGGAGCAUGGCGUGACCUUCGUCCGUGAGGCCAUCGAGGACGCUCUGCAGGAGAGCGGGCUUCUCCGAAACGCCGCGUCCGACGAGACACAGCGCUACGUCGACGCUUUCCUCGAAGCCCUGACUGGCAACGGCCGCCGUGCCGCACCCGAGGACCAUGACGCUCCGGAGCCCGCGGCAUCAGGCGAGGCCGAGCCAGCUGUCGAGAGAAGUGCGGGGUCGGGUGCCACGCCGAGCAUCGUGCCGGAGGCGACGGAGCAAGCCGAGCAGUCGAGCGGGGAACCACAUGAAUAUGACGCUCAGCCUGCCGCAACCGAGAGCUCGUCAGCCGAGGAGCCGACCCUGAAGGACCUGAUCGUAAAGCUGGCGACCCAGAUUCGGGCUGCACCGAGCGAACAGCGCACCUCCCUCAAGGAGAGAGAGGAUGUCAUCGACGAGGACGAGUCGGAGUACGCACUCAAGUUGAGGAAGAUUGAGAGGCUUCUCUCAGAACUCACGGACCAGCCGCCCCAAGGGGACAAAGCUGGAGAAGGUGCAGGUAGCGGGGUGGUGGAGACUGGCGAAGUGCUCGCUGAGGAUGGCCAGCAAGUAAAACCAACCGAGCCUAGCGUGUCUGCUGGGCCGACGACCCGGCCUGAACAUGCCGAGGCGAAGGGCGAGACGGCGGUGAACACGAAGGAGGCGCCAGUCACACCACCAAAAGACUCGGCAGCUGCAUCCCCAACGUCUGCCGAGGCCGCGGAGGCCGGUAAGCACUCCGAGAAGGAGAAGUCUCAGCCCACAGGGACCACCGAGUCACCUACCGCCCGGCCAACAGAGUCAGCACCCAUCCCCUUCCCAGCCCCAGCCGCGAAAGAUGCGGGAGAGGCGCCCGCCACGCCACCCAAGGCUUCUUCCCAACCAAAGUCAGAGCCAGAACCGAAGGCGAAACAAGCCGCCACGGAAAGCCCCCCAGCGGCCGCCGACGCCCCCGGCAAGGCCAAGUUCCCCGCCGAAGAGCGCGACACGGGCGAGCUCUACGGGCUGAUCCUCACGGUCCGGAACAAGGUGGACGGCCAAUACGUCACGCGGCCCGAGAAGCUGCACCCGCGCCAGCGCUGGCAGGUCGAGUACGCCAUCGAGGAGGUCAAGCCCGAGCGCGCGCACAACCUGUACAAGAUGGUGCUCAAGCGGCGCAAAAACCUGCUCUACCCGGAGGACGCGGCCGACGCCAACCGCUGGCGCGAGAUGUUCUCGGGCCGCCUCGAGAAGUACAGCGCCCGCGGGCGCAAGUUCCGCCGCCGCGAGGACGAGCGCCUGCGCGGCCAGCCCGUCCACGUCUACGGCGAGGACGAGCCGCUGCCGUUUGAGAGCGUCUAUGGCGAAGCGGCACUCGGCGGGUACGGCAAGGGCAAUGGCAACGGCAACGGCACCGGAAAAGGGGGCGGGAACGGAAAAGAAAAGGAUGACGGCGAAGAGGAUGAGAGCCCCGAGAAGGAGAAGGAGAAGAAGGAGGUGGAGAAGGCCGAGCGGAAUGAGGAAGACGAUGAUAACAGGGCGGGGCGGAAGGGAAAGCGGAGGAGCUAGCUCU
Molecule: messenger RNA, 4084 nt
Organism: Thermothelomyces thermophilus ATCC 42464
Lineage: Eukaryota; Fungi; Ascomycota; Sordariomycetes; Sordariales; Chaetomiaceae
Exons: 1
Coding region: 130-4080 (1316 amino acids)
Biological process (GO): mitochondrial RNA 5'-end processing
Cellular component (GO): mitochondrial envelope; mitochondrion
Source: RefSeq, a predicted model, not a curated record